Gadus morhua (Atlantic cod) is the source of this 2975-nucleotide messenger RNA. RefSeq lists its product as uncharacterized. The record is from RefSeq and is a predicted model, not a curated record. The transcript has 16 exons. The coding region runs from base 297 to 2531 and encodes 744 amino acids. Gene Ontology annotation, molecular function: interleukin-17 receptor activity. NCBI's taxonomy places the organism in Eukaryota, Metazoa, Chordata, Actinopteri, Gadiformes, Gadidae.
CUAAGGGGCCAUUCAUCAGGAAGCUCUCCAGAGUCAUUCCAGACCAUAGUCAAGUCGGCAGCGCGACAGAGCUAGUGCCAAGGUUGUCACAUUCCAGAUGCCGAUGCUGUUGCUAUAAUCUGUUCAGAAGAAGACAUGGCGUUGUGAUCGACUGGAACUCUAAGGGCAGAAACACUUUAUUGUGUUAUCUUCUGGAUGAAGGGAAUAUACCGGACAAAGGGAUUGAAUGGGAGCGAGCGAGGCUCCGGGAGACCGUAGGACCAGGACGCACCGCAGCCAGAAGCAUAUGGACAGGAAUGUCUCGUUGCGCGCCGCCGUUCCACUGUCUUCCACCAGCACCACUGUUUCUCCUGCUGCUGUUCUCGACGGGGGGUGCGCUGGAUGUGGUGGAUCAAGCAUCCAGGUUAUUCUGCAGCAAGGGAUUGACUGACUGCUCAGUGACAGAGGUAUCUCUGUACAGUUUUCCCUUUGAGGACCAGGAGCUCACAGUGGACGUUGAACGUGUCGACCUCAACGUGGUGCUCUGCUGCUCAGACAGGGAGGACUGUAAACCCUGCCUGCAAAUCUUAAUCGCAAUCCAAGGUGAAGACUUGGAACAUGAAAAGCAGGAAUCAGAGAAGUCGAUGGAACCUGGUAACGAAGAAGAAGAGAGAUUUGGCACAAAACAACAGGGAGAGGGAAGUGGUGGAGUGAGUGGGCUAUCCAACCCAACAGCUUCGGUCAAGGUGUGUCUGAGCUCUCCGGGCAUCGGCUACUGCAAGGCAGUGGAGUUUCGACCUGUCAAGAGAUUUCAGAAACACGUGCCGGAGCACAGGCUGUGGCUGAUGCUGAGGGAGGAGGUGAAGUUUGGCAAUCCUGUGGUAGUUCAGGUGCACUCCAGAUCCAGGAAGUGCUUCAACCUGACGGUUCCAUCCUUAGAAGAAGUGUGCCUCCUCAACCUAGACGCCAGUGUCAAGGACUGUCACGCUCCCAGACUCGAGGUUGUCGCUGAUAGUGAGACAGAUCAGAUCAUCCUUAGACUGGACAUCACAGACCCCUACACAGAGACAGUCCUGUACCAAAAGUUCUGGAAUGACAUGCCUGGAGAGGUUCUUGAAUGGCCAAAGGGCCAAAAAGAAAUCAACAUUGCGACAAAUGCUGUAGCACCGUGCCUAUGCUUCCAGGUAUGGUUGAAGGGAAAGCCACUUCGUAGGAGAUCCUGUCCCUUCAAAAACUUGCAAGGAAUUAUUGAAAAAAUGCAGACCAAUGUGACUGUGUCCAUGUCCGUGGCCCCGCUGAGAGGGGCCAACCAUGGGAGCACGAGGCAGGCUACGGCGUUGAGCUGGAAUGUCACUGCCCCCUGCAGGCUGAAGGGAGAAGUGUGGCUCUGCAAGAAGGACUCCGCAGGGGGUGUUUGUGAGGAGGUUACUGGCUCAAGACAGAGUCUGUACAACCACACAGAUGAUGGCUGGCGAGCCACAGCCAAUGGGCAUUGGAAAAAUGGGGAGUUUGUGAACAUGUCAUCGCACCCUACUCUCUGUAUUCAGGUCAUGCUACAUGGGUCGCAUUCAAACCUGGAACCACACUGUCCCUUUGCGGAGCCCCGAUGGAGAUGGAGUUUGCUUAUCUUCUUCGGCCUCCUUCUCAUGUGCAUGUCUUUACUUGGGGCAUAUUUGCUCCAAGGACUACUUAAAGGUUACGCUUGGAGAUGGUUUAAGGAGAGCGACGUCAAAGGCAUGGUCGCCGGGAGCCAUGUUGUGCUGCUGCACCAAGCGGACGGGGGGAUGGCUCUGCCGGUGCUGCUGUCCCGCCUGGGCUCCUCCCUCCAGGCCCUGGGCUUCAGCGUGUCCCUCGACCUCUGGAGCCAGACGGAGCUGGCCGUGCUGGGCCCCGUGCCCUGGCUCCACUCCCAGCUGGACCGGGUCCAGAGGCAGGGGGGAAAGGUGGUGCUGGUCCUGACCCAGGCUGCCUGGGCCAGGGCGGACGAGUGGGGCGGCCAGGGCUGGGAGAAGGGCGGGGCUAAGAGCAGGGAGAGCAGAGAGGACGGCGAGGAAGAGGAAGAGGAGGCCGGGAAGGGUAGCCCUGUCGCCUCCAAGCACGUAGACGCGUUCAGCGCCUCGCUGAGCUGCGUGCUGGCCGACUACAUGCAGGGCCGCGCCGGCGAGCGCUUCCUCCUGGUGCAGUUUGAGUCUCUGCCUCCCCAGGCGCCCGGCUCCAACCGCCCGCUGCCCGAGCUGUUCCGCGGCCUCUAUCUCCACUGCCUCCCCUCCCAGAGCCUGGCCUUCCUGACGGACCUGGCCGGGGGGAGGCACGGGUCGUCGGCGUCCGCGAGACGCAAGAAGGCGGGUAAGCUCAGGGUGGCGUCCAGGGUGCUGGCCAGAGGACUUGCGGGGGCGGGGGUGACCAUCCUGCGGCUGGCAGUGCUGCCCCAGGACUGUGUCAGGCCGGGGGAGGAGGAUACCUCGGAAUCAGUGCCCCUGCAGCCGUACGCCACCACCCCUCCUUCAAGCCCGGACACUGGCCCUAAGGAGGCCGGGCUGGCUUGGGUCUGAGAGCGAGGGAGCAAGAGAGCGAGGAAGCAAGAGAGCUAGAGAGCGAGACUAAAGGAUGAGACUUUGAAACUUUUUUUGAAAUUGUUUCAAAGAUCAAAACAAGUAUUCCGCACACUAGUCUACAGUAUUUUCAGGAGCUGUUAUCUUGACUGUAAUUUUGGCCCUUGUCUAAAUGAUCCGCGGACAUAGUCUGUAGAUACAUAUCUCAAUGACAAAACAAGGCAUUUUUAAGUCGUUCCUGCGGGUAAGUAUGCUGCUCUGCUAUCCUCAGAUCUUGGAUGUUGGUUUCAGAUUACUUGAUGAUUUACGUGUGUGUACAUAGCAUGCUUCUAUGUAAAUACUUGUAUUCAAAUGAUUGACUGCUACUAAGAGUUCAUUGUGUGUGUAUUUCAAGUGCAGAACACUGUGUUAACACUAAUUAAAACACAUAAUUUGGAGAAUAUA